This is a messenger RNA of Nymphalis io (European peacock), 3658 nucleotides long. RefSeq names its product tyrosine-protein kinase receptor torso-like. Gene Ontology annotation, molecular function: endonuclease activity; ATP binding; transmembrane receptor protein tyrosine kinase activity. Lineage: Eukaryota; Metazoa; Arthropoda; Insecta; Lepidoptera; Nymphalidae. The record is from RefSeq and is a predicted model, not a curated record. Gene Ontology annotation, biological process: cell surface receptor protein tyrosine kinase signaling pathway; protein phosphorylation; positive regulation of kinase activity. The transcript has 7 exons. Gene Ontology annotation, cellular component: signaling receptor complex. The coding region runs from base 270 to 2369 and encodes 699 amino acids.
UCGUCUCGCGUGACUGACGUUAAUUUAAAAAAUUACAGAAAAAAAACAAACGAAAAUGUGAGCACAGUGUUUCUCGGUUAUUUUUAAGUUAUUAAUUUAUUAUGAGUGCGUUAUUAUAUCUGAUAUCGUAACUAUUAGAGAUUAUAAACGACAUUGAAUUUCGUAAUCUAAAAAUAAAAGUGAUAGCGAGGCAGGAAAUCCCGCAGGAAAUGAAGACAUACAAGUCGCGAGCUCGCAGACUUUUAAUUUAGUUUCCAUUUGCGAAAAUCAUGGGCACCACGUAUAGAGAGUUGUUUAAAUUGUACGACUUAAUUCAAAGUGGAGAUGCGAGAUCUGUGGAACGAUUUUUGAAUGAAAAUUCUGUAGAUUUAAAUUUGGUAUUGCCGUGUAAAGGCAUUGGGGUGUUACAUUUAGCUGUUGGUAUAGAACCCCUGAAUAAGUCUAAAGAAUGUACAGAAAUUAUUUUAAAGCAUGGUGGAGAUCCAAACUUAAGCAAUGACGAUGGAAUAACCCCUGUCCACAUAGCCGCAAUAUGGGGUAAAGUUGACAAUUUAAAGCUGCUUUUGGGUUGUGGGGGUGACCCAUCCAGAUGUGACUUGGAUGGUAUUUCAGCGUUUGACUAUGCUGUGCGAGAACAGCAGUGGGAAGUAUACGACUAUCUCCAUAAUGUUGUAGAUCAAAGUGAUGACUCCAUUGGAUCCCAAUGUGCAUAUACUCUAGAUUUAGAGCGAAUUCGUGUGACAACAGACCAAAUGGUUGCCGAAUAUGAACCAGUUGACGAACACAGAUUGAACAGCGCAACGGUUAGCAGAAAAUCCGAGAUGAUACGAGAUUGGUGUGACCAGAAUAGUUUAGUGAUUAACAAACUCUACCCUACGAUACUGGGUGAGACAUAUCUACUUGAAAACGAGUCAGAGCCGUGGCGUAACACUGCUUUCAAACAUAUAUUAGACAAUACAAAUAAUAAUCUGGACGAGACAUCAAACACUUUUAAGACUUGCUUAUCAACAAGAAGUGUACAAAUAAGUGGUGUGCAGCCGUUAGAACAAACAAUUGAUAAAACUGGAGUAUCUUGCCAUUGUACAAAUGAUGUCAUGCGACGCGGAAGUGUAUACGAGAAUUUCUCACUACCCGGCUCACCGAACAGCAUCAUUCACAAGAACUAUAACAACAAGACAAGUUUAAAGAAAUGCAAGAAUCAUUCAAACAAUUCGACCGCUAACGAUAUAAUCAAGCUAUCUCGAGACACGCGAUCUGUAUCGACCGACGAAUCACAAGUUAAUUUGGACAGGGUAUUAGCUGUGGCGCAGAAUAAAACAAAUGAAUGGCUGUCGUCUUGUAGUGAUGUAUGCGUUGAUGAUGUUAAAUUAGGCACUAAUACCAGGAGAUCAUCGGCGAGUAGCGGUGUUAGCAGCACCUUCUCGGGGAGUAUAGUGCUAGGUAAUGUGCAAGAGGAAUAUAAAUACGAAGACAAGGAAGAAGACAUUGUUCUUAUUGAAAGGAGGUUACUCGUUACGUCUGUUGUACUUCCUGUUGAAGAAACAGCCGAAACACCAGACCAGACAACUCUAUCGAUUGCCUCGUCUCUCCCUUCCUCGAUGGAGUAUGAUAACAACACACUCAGGGCGGAACUCGUCCGCUUAGGUUUCAAUCCAGGCCCUAUACAAGAUAACACUAAGAUGUUGUACUUAAAAAAACUUCAAGCUUUAAAAAAGAACCCUAUUAUUGUUCAACGUGAUAAUAAAACGUAUAGCGUAGAACUGGAAAAGUCACUCCGAAAUGACGACUGGAUACAAAAUCUAUCUCCGUACAUUGAACUGGAAAACAUAGCGAGGUCGGAUUUCACAAAACUAGACAAGAAAUGGCGGGAAGGCAACGCGAAAACAUCGUUUACAUACCUCCUCCUCGACCCGAGGGUGACGGCUAACUUGCCUGCCAAAGCUGGGAGACAGAACCCUUACUCGUCGUGGAGUACUUUUAUAAACUCUAUCUUUUAUGUUGGAAAAGGUAAACGCUCUAGACCGUAUUCACACCUAUAUCAAGCUCUCAUUCUUUGGAAGAAAAAUUUCAAAAAAUCCGGUGAUAAAAAAGUUCAACACAUCCUCGACAUAUGGUCUGACCAAGUUGGUGUUAUAUGUCUGCACGUAUUCCAAAACGUUAUUCCCGCCGAAGCGUACACGUACGAAGCCGCCAUGAUUGACGUCAUUGGCCUUCCAAAUUUGAAAAAUUUAAAGACUGGCAACUAUUAUGGUGUCGCGUCAUCGUGGCCGCACAGGGAACGUCGUAUGCUAGGCUUAUAUCUUUUAUAUAAAGCAAUGCUAAUAUUUCUUUGCGAAGGAGAAAGGCAAUUGAGACCUGACGAUAUAUAGACUGAUAUUUAAUUUUUAUUUUCAAUUAAUAUUUAUAAAUAUUUUAGCUAACUAAUAAUUUAAAGCCUGAAUAGACCAAAUACUAUAAGCAGGGUUUGCAUUUGUACAUAAGCAGUGAAACGAUCGAACUUCUACCAAAUUUUCUUGGCACGUCUAUAGUGUGCUUUAAAAUUGAUACUGUAAAAUGUUGAAUGAUGUAAAUUUCAUUCCGCUCUCUUUAAUAUUAAAUAAAUGUACAUCCAUUUUCGAUGUUAAAGUAUUCUCAUAUGUAUAUAUAUAUCAAGAUUUCAGGGUUGUGCAACACGUGUGAAAAUCUAUUAGUAACAUAUAAGUUACAGGAUAUUUUUGAGUAUUUUUAUAAUUAUUGUAUUAUAGUUAUAAACCAUUUUAUAAGAGGUUGUAACAUUUUAACAAUAUUCGUACUUAAAUGUGACAUUAGCCACAGUAGGUAUAUAUACUACACAUCUCGGUAUUAUAAUAGUGAUUAUAAUAAAAUUAUGAUAAAUACUCGUGACGUUCGCUACAACUAAAAUUCUAACGACUAACUGUUUACGAUUCCCUCAAACGAGAUAUUGGCGUGUAAUGUAUUGAACGCAUCUAAUACACGCCACUAUAAAAAAUUAGAUCCGUUAAGAGAGAUUUCCAAAAAAAUGUGGCCGUCACGAAACGAUUGGCAGAGAUGUGAAACAUUGAAAUUAUUAUAGAAAUAAUCUAUAUUAAUUAAAGAAAAACAAUAAUAAAAUAAAAAUAAGUUCCGUUAGAACAAUAUUUAACUUAUUACUAUAAAGAGUAGUAAAGUAUAUUGUAUAUGCGCUACGCACAUCCAAGGGAGUAGAGAACAGUGGCGGAGAUCGUAUGACGUCAUAAGAGAGCGUCAUGACGUUUGCCGUCAAGGCAUACGAGUCAUUCAUACCUUCGAGCGCGUCAAUAGACGUUUAAAGAAACCUUGCUUAAGUGUAACCUUUUAUACCAUUAACAAUCUUGCCAAACCUAUUUUUUUGUACCUUUUUACUCUAACAAAUAGUAGCCAAAGAUGACUAUGACUGUAUUCAUAAUAUUGUACUUUUAAAUAUUUUUCUUAUAAAUUUUGUACCCUAUUCUUAGGUAUAAUUUCAAUCAGUAUUUUUUUUAAUUUAAUGUAUUACCUUUAUGAAUUACUAACUAAUAAUUAUUUUCGUAUUUCAUUGUUACCACAUAUGUUUUAAAUUAAAUUAUUCCCUAUGUUAUCGAUUUAAGAUCUCAAAAUUAUCUGUAAUUUGUACACUUUUAAAAUAUCUUUCUGUAAGUGA